Messenger RNA from Acipenser ruthenus (sterlet), 536 nucleotides. RefSeq names its product small ribosomal subunit protein eS26. Gene Ontology annotation, cellular component: cytosolic small ribosomal subunit; ribosome. Bases 137 to 484 code for a protein of 115 amino acids. Gene Ontology annotation, biological process: translation. NCBI's taxonomy places the organism in Eukaryota, Metazoa, Chordata, Actinopteri, Acipenseriformes, Acipenseridae. Gene Ontology annotation, molecular function: mRNA binding; structural constituent of ribosome. The transcript has 4 exons. The record is from RefSeq and is a predicted model, not a curated record.
CAAAAGCAGAUCGUAAUUAUAAGCAGCGUUAGAAAGGUCUGGGUUCGUGGAUAAAGGGAGAACGAGCCUCGGCGGAGGAGGGGUAUAUAAAGUGCCGUGCUGCGGCUGCCGGUCCUCUUUCAGCCUCCUUUCCAAGAUGACCAAGAAGAGAAGGAAUAACGGACGCGCCAAGAAGGGCCGUGGCCACGUCCAGCCCAUCCGCUGCACCAACUGUGCCCGCUGCGUGCCCAAGGACAAGGCCAUCAAGAAGUUCGUCAUCAGGAACAUCGUGGAGGCAGCCGCCGUCAGGGACAUCUCCGAGGCCAGCGUGUUCGACGCCUAUGUUCUGCCCAAGUUGUACGUGAAGCUGCACUACUGUGUGAGCUGCGCCAUCCACAGCAAGGUGGUGAGGAACCGCUCCUGUGAGGCGAGGAAGGACCGCACCCCACCCCCCAGGUUCAGGCCAAGCGGUGGUGCCCCAAGAGCUCCCCCAAAGCCCAUGUAAGGACAGCAUGAAGAUUCUGUGAAUUUCUACAAAUAAAUCAGAUUGACAAACA